This is a messenger RNA of Malurus melanocephalus (red-backed fairy wren), 1060 nucleotides long. RefSeq names its product cytokine like 1 (gene CYTL1). The record is from RefSeq and is a predicted model, not a curated record. The transcript is spliced from 4 exons. Gene Ontology annotation, biological process: positive regulation of transcription by RNA polymerase II. NCBI's taxonomy places the organism in Eukaryota, Metazoa, Chordata, Aves, Passeriformes, Maluridae. Bases 98 to 499 code for a protein of 133 amino acids.
CUGAUUUGUCCAACUUACUGACGCUCAGCAGUACCUACCUAACCAGGGGCAGUGAUUUUUUCCCUCCYUUCCUCCUCUUUUGGACAAAGUCCCCGCAAUGAAGAUGCUGCUGCCCCUGAUUGCUCUGCUCUCUGCUGCCUUGCUCACCAGCACAGCUCCUUCAACUUGCUACUCCAGGGUGCUGUCUCUGAGCAAGGAGAUCACUGAGUCCUUUAAGGAGCUGCAGACCUCCAAAACUGUGGACUCCUGUGUGGAGACCCUGCCCAGGCUGUAUUUGGACAUACAUAAUUAUUGUGUGCUGGCAAAACUCCGUGAAUUUGUGGCCWACCCCGGAUGUGACAGAGUGGYUGAAGUGAAUGAGCUGAAGGAAAAAGCCCGGAGCCUGUACACCAUCUUGACCUCCUACUGCAGAAGGGACUUGGUGUUCCUCACUGAUGACUGUAAUGCUCUGGAAAUUCCUCUUUCACCUCCCAUUGAACACUCCAUCACGGAGAGCUAAAAGCCAGUUAACCCAAAAGUUAUACCUGGGAAAUUUUCGAGAAGACCAAGAGCCAAAAUAUGUACAUGCAGUCUGUAACAUUAACAACUAAGAUCUUUUUCAAGCACACUAGCAAUAUAAUCUCAGACYUACCCAUUUUUCUCUGCCUUGGCAGGAAAUGAAUUGCAUGCCUCGCAUACCUGCUGAGCUGCUAGAGAACCUACCAUUAGGGAGCAGUUUUUCGUUUGGCAAGGUGUGAUAUUUCAGCUUAGCCAAAUGYAUAAAGUAUGUUUUGUUUAAACAUCAGAAGCUAGGGUUUUUUUACUCUUUUAUGAAUAACUAGAUUCAUAUAAGGGAAAAAUUGUGUGAUUAACCUUCUCUCUCGACUUGGCUGUUUUUCUUGUAUUAGAUGGACAUGGAAGGGACCAUAUUUGUUUUUCUUAGAAUGUUUGAUGGGGGAAGAGUAACACUGUACUAGCAGAUUUUUCUGCCUGUAUGGCUCAUAUAUAUACCUUGAUAGUUUUUGAUGUCAGAUUUGUGAGAAUAGAGGUGAAAGAAACAUGUCUCUGUGGAAAACUAAAU